UCAAAGCUAUUAGAAUCUCCACUGUUUUUCAAGGAUGGCAUUUUUGCGAAUCGAUCUCAAAUUUCUCGUCUUAAUUCAAGUUAUGAUAAUACACUUAUUUCCAAAACACAUGUCUCAAGCAACAGCUACCAAUAACUGUACAACUGCGGUCAAUUCAACUGAUGCCUGUAACAAAAUCACUUACGAACAAGUUUACAACAUCUUGGCGAAAUCAGAAAACAGUUUCAACAUCGAGUCGGCUCUUUAUCCACCCAAGAGGCCUUCCUCAGUUCGUGUGUUUGUAAAUGUCUAUGGCCCCAACAAAACGGAAAGUUCAACUCCUGCUGCCAAGUACACGUGGAGUAUUUCUUGCCUGUACGCUGCUCUUCCUGCUAAAGUUCUUGAAUUUUGGUCUUUAUGGUCAAUCAUGGUGACCAGUCGAACACAGGAGCUUAACAUAACAAUUUCAAUUUCCUGCUGCGAUGUGACGAAAGGGAAACUAAAAAAACACAUCGAAGACGCUCUAGCUGCUCUCCAAGAUCUGGCUGUUAGGCCAGCAAUGAGAGACCCCCAACUGAAUUCUGCUGAGUGUAUCACAGAGGGACAUCAACCAAAUAUUUCUUCUGUUACAGAACACAGUUGGCGAAUAAUAGUAAUUUUAGUCCUCUCUUUCCUCUUUUCGAUAGUGUCUGGGCCAUUGUUGGCCUUUAUAACAAUGAAGAAACGGGAUGAGCUCAAAAAUGAGGGGGAAUGGGAGUCAAAAGUUAAGAAAAAUUCGAUAGAUUUCCUUUGUGGAUUUUUGUUAGUAAUAUUUGUUGCUAUAUAUAUAGCAAAAGUGGUAAUAGUUUAUGGAUAUAGCAGCGGUGAGAAAAUUGUUCCAAUUAACAUGUAUGCUGUUUUUGUAGCAAUACAACCAAUCAUUGUGUUUGUUGGGAUUAUAGUCUUUUGUAUGACAUUAUAUUGCUGUGGGGAAGACCAGGAAAGACAACAACAACAAGAACAACAACAAGAACUUCCAAUGGAGGACAUUGUAAAGAAGAAGUCAUUCUUUUUCAUAAUUUGUGCAAAUUUAGCAACCUACCAUUUUUGUUGGCUCUUAGUUGGUAUAAUGCUGAAUCCUAUCUGGGGUCUCGUUGUUCUGCUCGUACUUUGCCUUUUUAUUGGUGUCUCAACCUUUGCAUUUUAUACCUACAAGUCUCCAGUCCCUCAAGGGGAAAACCCCCCCAAAAAAAGUCUGUUAUUUUCCUCAUGUUUUGCUGGGUUCCUAGCCAUCUGUGUUCUUAUUGUUAUUGUGAUUCUAGCUGGGCAGUCAUAUAAUGGAAGACAAACUGCUGAUGAAGCUUUGAAAGAAGCAGUGAUGUAUUUAAUCUCUAUAUUCUUUUCAUGGCUCUAUUGGAAGGGGUACUGGCUUAGAUCUGCUGAUCAUUAAAGUGGUCAUCUUCUGAAUGAACUAGCGUAAAAGAAAUGCAAACACUUGUGUCUUAAGAUGCUCCAAUCCUUUCAUUUGGAUAUUAUUGUACAUGUAAACCAAUGGAAAAAUUUUUUCUGGACUCACCCUAAGCAUCUGAGUAAUAACUAACCCUUCAUUAAUUGCUCAUUUUCUGGUAAAUUAAUGAAGAGUAUUUGGUAUUGUAUCAAAAUAGUAGCUGGUCUUAUGGCUAAACUUAUCUUUUCCUUUUUCCCUAAGUGCUUGAUAAUGUAAUGAUAUUGUAAGGUGAAGUUUUUCCUUAGUCACAAAUUUUACAUGCUGUAAAUUAACAGUUCAUGCAAAUGAUAUAAUUAAGUAAGAUCCUAAUCAUUACACACCUAACUUAAUUUGAAGAAGUACAGCACUGUUUAUUAAAAUUAUAAUCUCAGUUACUAUCUUGUGCUAAAACAGGUUUGGAUAGCAAACCUUAGCAGCCUAUUGUAUAAAUUUAACUAACCUUAGUUUGCAUAACUUGGUACCAAUGAAGCCCAAACUAGCUAACUGGCGAAAUGUUUACCACCAAGGUAAAUAAUAUUUGUGCCUUUCAAAGUCUAUAAUUUUUUUGUUCUCAUAUACAGGUUUGACAAUUUGUUUACAUCUCCAAUGUAGCAUUGUAGUUCUGGAUGCAUUUUAUAAAAAUUCAUUACGCGGAAAAAUUUCUAAAUCUAUAUAAAAAACUGUUAGUAAUAUGUAUGCAUAGAGGAUAACUAGCCAAUGGUAAACAGUGCUUUCAUUAAGAUUUGAGGUUACAUAGGUGGCUGUCCCUACAUGGCACCUUUAAGAAACUGAAAUUGUUCUGGUUUAAAAAUGGAAAAAGUUCGUCAUAUCUGGUGGUCUGCAACAGAACACUGAGUUGGGAGGGGGUCCAUCAGUUUAUAAAACAUCUCCUUUUAUGUAUUGUGUCAAUUUUAUUUUUUCUUUAGUGAAUUAAAGCUGUCAAGAUUUUUUCAGGUAUUUUGCUACACAACUAACCUUGCAAGGCUCUCACAAGUCUCUCACAAGGCUCUUACCAAGUCUUACUGAAAGCACUGCCAAAUACAAAGACCUCAAGUUGUACCAUUUUUAAGUGCCCUAUCCUAUACAAUGUAUCAAAUAAUUAAUCUUUUAGCAGGAUGACGACUAUUAACAAAAUAUGACUUAAUAAAUACCUUCAGACUUCUCAAUAUGUUUUUAAUAACCCUCAUUGGAGAUGGUAAUACUUUCAUAAUCUGGGUAAGCUUUUUUAAGUUUCUCGACUGUGAUGGAGUAAUCAGCUCUACCAAACCCCUGAAAAUUAAACAUAAUUCUUUCAGAAAGUCAGUCAUAAAAAUGGAGAAAAUCAUGUAUCACCAAUAAUUAUUUAUU
Pocillopora verrucosa is the source of this 2791-nucleotide messenger RNA. RefSeq lists its product as uncharacterized. The record is from RefSeq and is a predicted model, not a curated record. NCBI's taxonomy places the organism in Eukaryota, Metazoa, Cnidaria, Anthozoa, Scleractinia, Pocilloporidae.